AACCAUACAUUGUAAUUUUAAUACAUAGAAUUCUCAGUUUCUUACCAUCCAACUUACAAUACUACAACACAAAUACUUGCCAAUGCCAAGCCACCCCAAAGAUGAUUUUGACCGCCAAGACCAAACCUUUCCCAAUACAAAAACAACCAUCUCGAUCAUUGGUGCGAAAUAGGGUAUUUAACCGCCGGGCUGUAAGCAAUUGGCUUAUGCUUCAUUUAUGACUAACAACAACAACAACAAAAAAUAAACUGUGCUAAAUUAAUUAAUGCAAUUUAAUCACUUAAAUUAAACCAUAAAGAAAGGGGAUGGCUGAACUAACGGGGGGAAUUAACUUAAUCACGAAAAUUUAAAAACUAUAAUUACUCAAUUAAGCCAUGUCGACCAUUUUCCACUUUCGUGCCCUUUUGGCGCGUAACCGAACCAACCAACCCAGACGCGCGCGCACUCUCUCUCACACACCCACACUGCUCACUUGGCGAAAAAACAAAAACGAAAAAUAAAAAAAGAAAAAGAGAGCAAAGGGGAAAAAGAAAGAUCAAAACCAUCGCUUUGGCUUUGAAAACUGACACACUGAGAGAGAGAAGGGGGGAGAGAGAGAGAGAGAGAAAGUAGCGAGAGAAACACUGAGAGAGAGAGAGAGAGGGAAGAAAAGCCAAAACACCAAAAUCCCAACAACAAACAGUGCUUCCUCUCAUCUCGCGUUUGCGUUCUCAGUGUGAAGAAGAGAAAAUCAGUGAAGACAAGGAUAGAGAGAGAGAGAGAGAGGGAGGAAGAGAAGGAGAUGGUGUGUUUCUAGUUUUUUUUACUGUGUUGAAGCUUUCUCUCACUACUUUCUCUGUCUAGGAGUGGAAGGGGGAGAAGAAGGGAGGAAGAAGGAGAAGAGAGCCAUUUGAUCGGGGAUUGUCGGGUCGCGGGUUCGACGGCCGUACAAUCCAUCUAUGCGCCGCGGGGCUCCGCGAAUUCCGGGGAGGGGCAACUUUUCGACGAGCAUGGAGCAGCGGUACGGACGCGGCCAGGAAGGGGCGCAGUCGGAUCCGUCGCCGGAAUGGUCGGCGCCGGGGCCGGAAACCGGGCUUGAAGAGGGACUGUGGCAGUUGGGAUUGGGUGGAGAAGGCGAAGCCGGGUACCCGGAAAGACCCGACGAGGCCGAUUGUAUCUACUACUUGAGGACAGGGUUUUGCGGGUACGGAGCGAGGUGUCGGUUCAACCAUCCCCGUGACCGAGCUGCGGUGCUGGGAGCUGCUAGGGCUGGAGGAGGGGAGUUCCCUGAGCGAGUGGGCCAGCCUGUGUGUCAGUAUUAUAUGAGGACUGGAAGUUGUAAAUUUGGCGCUUCUUGCAAAUACCACCACCCAAAGCAGGCAAUUGGUUCAGAUGCUCCUGUGCCUCUGAAUUAUUAUGGUUACCCUCUACGUCCGGGUGAGAAAGAAUGUACAUACUAUAUAAAGACAGGGCAGUGCAAGUUUGGUGCUACAUGUAAAUUUCAUCACCCACAGCCAGCCAAUGUACAAGUUCAACAGCAGUCACUGCCAUCACAAGUAGCGCCUAUGGCUACUCCGUUAGCUGCUCCUGCAAUGUAUCCGCCCAUGCAGUCUCCAUCAGUUCCCUCAUCCCAACAAUAUGGGGUAUUAGUUGCAAGGCCUCCUUUGUUGCAAAAUACAUAUGCACAAGGCCCCUAUGGUCCCAUGCUCCUGUCUCCAGGCGUGGUUUCCUACCCAAGCUGGAGCCCUUACCCGGGGCCUGUAAGUCCUGUAGCAUCUCCUGGUACCCAGUCUGCACUUGGCUCAAGUUCUGUAUAUGGUAUAACUCAACUGUCGCCAUCGGCACCUGCCUAUACUGGGGCUUAUUCACCUCUGCCUUCUUCAACUGGACCUUCAAGUAGUAGCCAAAAGGAGCACACUUUUCCUGAGAGACCUGGUCAACCAGAGUGUCAAUACUACAUGAAAAAUGGCGAUUGUAAGUUUGGAUCGUCAUGUAGAUACCAUCAUCCGCCAGAAUUCAGUGCACCAAAACCGAAUGUAGCUCUUAGUCCCUUGGGUCUCCCCUUGCGUCCAGGGGCCCCUCUUUGCACUCACUACACGCAGCGCGGGCAAUGCAAGUUCGGUCCAGCAUGCAAAUUCGAUCAUCCAAUGGGAAUAAGUUACAGCCCAUCUGCGUCAUCCUUGGCCGAUAUGCCUGUUGCACCAUACCCCGUAGGCUCUUCAAUCGCCACCCUUGCUCCAUCUUCCUCAUCUUCGGAGCUACGCCCUGAACUGACAGGAGGAUCUAGCAAGGACUCCUCCAGUAGAAUGGCAUCAUCAUCGGUAAACACCUACAGUGGGUUCGUAGGCUCAACUUAUUCAAGUGCUCAGCAACCUUCUUCUGGUUCUUUAACUGGCAGCAGCAGCAGUGGCAGUAGCAGCAGCAGCAGCAGUGCUCAUGCCUCUAGCUAAUUGAAAGGUUAUUGCAACUUGCCUGUUCAUUCUACCUCAGAUCAACAUUCAUGAAAGCCACUAUCUUUUUUUUUUCUUUCGGUCCAAGCUAGCCGUCGACUAGGAAGCAAAAAGGUUCUCGUAAUUUUAUAGUCCUUGAUAUGGCCAUCUACCCUUUUUCCCCCCUCAUCUUUUGAAUAAACUAUGGCCAAAGUUUAGUGAACUCCCCCAAUAUAUGAGCCUUGCUCCCCCCACCCUCCUUUUUUGUUUGAAUAACCAUGAGAGGUUACUUGCAGUUCUCUUGUUCCUCUCUCUCAUUAGCAGAAAGUCUAAGUCCCAAGGAAAGUUGGGAGGGGAUGGUUGGUGUGGAGAAUAGUAAGCAUAUUCUAUGUUCUCUUCUUUGUUUCCAAAGAUGAACGAAGAAUGAGAAACAUCACAAGAUUCUUCCUUUCACUUCACAGCCUAAUGGCUUCCAAUUUGUCCAGUGAAAGAAAAAGAAGGAAUUGGAAGGGGUUUUCUUGUUCAACCCCCCAGUUUUUUGUUGCAGGGGUUUUAGUGUGAAGGAAAAAAAAAAAAAAGAAAUACCAGAAAAAAGACUUGUGGAAAAAAGAUGGGAGGCAGAAUCUCAAUGCUCUCUUUACCUUUUCUUUUGAACACCCAUCUUUCUUCCAAUGUGAUUAGAUGCAUAGUUGUUCUUAUAUGUAUUGUUCCCCACAAUGAAGACCUCUCUUUGUUCCUAUCUUUCUGUGACAUUGUUAUUGGUGAAUCCUGUUUAUGCAUAGUUUACAAUGUAUACCAAGAAUCCCUACCUUCUUUUGAUUGUAAUAAUGAGAUGAAUUCCUCCCUCUCUCUCUCUAUCUCUCUCUCCCACAUUUCCUUCAUUUCUCAUUGAAAAGUGGUUGCAUUGAAAGUUACGUGCCUUUAUAGAUAUACCAUCUUCUCUUGUCCAGUUGCCACCUCGUGUGCCUCUUACUGUUAAGGUGCAACAAAAAAACAGGGAUUCAACGCAUGCUUCGUUGGUUGAGUAAUCAUGUCUUCAUCAUCAAUGUUAACGCGUUCAAUUCAGUUCUAAAUUUCACAGUGACUGAUAAGUUUCUCUGAGAUUUUCUGUGACCGCGAGAUCUUGUUACUUAGGAGUUGAUCCGGUAGCAAUGAAGUAAACAAUCAAAAGUGUCACUUUUGAAAGGAAGGACUUGUGCAAAAUCUGUGUGACCCUAUUUUAUAUAAUUAUCAAUUUAUCAUACAUGCCUUUCUUUCUUUGUUUGUGUUUUGGUAUUGUACGGUACACUCCUUCACUUUCACCCCACACGAAAGAAAUAAAAGAUUGCACUUCAAAAGGAAGGAUGGUGACAGCUGCUUGCCUGCCUGCCUAUGCGAUUUCAUUCAAAGCAAACGACAAUGUGCCAGAGCAGGAAUUAAAAGCAAAUUGGUUCGACAUUUAAUGAUAUAAUAAUAAUUAAGGCCUAAAUUUGAAUUGAUUUCUUUAGCGACCAAACUCUUGGUUAAAAAAAAUAUUUUUUUUUAGCGACACUGCUUAGGAAAUCAUGGGUCGUGCCGUGUGGUCAUGGCGUCGCAUGGCCUACGUCAUCCCCGCCAUUUUUCUAUUGUGAUUUGUAAGUGAGGUGGGGUGGGGUUGGGUUUCCCAUUGUCGACAAAAAGUAAGGCAAUUGGCCGAAAGACGGACGGAAUACCACUUUCUUAAUGGAACUUCUGCAUAAAUUUACACGCUAUACCAUAUACCUUACUGCUCGACAUUAUUAUUAUUAUUUUGAAUCCAUGCAUGUUAGUUAGGCCAUGUUUGGAGGAUGUGAUUGUCUAAAUUCAUGUAUUUGUUCAAUUACUGUAUUAUGAUUUGAGGUAUUGAUUGAAUGUAUGUAUUAGACAAAUCCCUUGUUUGGAUGUGUUAAAGAUUGUGUAUUGGUUGUAAAAAGAAAUUACACUUUUUGAG
This is a messenger RNA of Linum trigynum, 4356 nucleotides long. The record is from the annotation of a GenBank genome assembly. NCBI's taxonomy places the organism in Eukaryota, Viridiplantae, Streptophyta, Magnoliopsida, Malpighiales, Linaceae.